AUGAUGCAAGGGGAGGUUGGCCCUGGUAUCUUAAAGCAGGGGGCCCAAGAGGACAGGGGAGACACUGCGCGCCUGCAAUACUUCGUGGGCGCCGUCGCCGUGGGCGACCUCGUCAAGUCCACGCUGGGCCCCAAAGGCCUCGACAAAAUGCUGCAGCAAAUGCAUGCAGAAGCAGCAAGAAGAGAAAAGCCCCUCGUCACCAACGACGGGGCCACCAUUUUGAAGUCCGUGUGGCUGGAAAACCCCGCCGCCAAGGUCCUCGCUGAUUUGGCGCUGCAGCAAGACAUGGUUUGCGGCGACGGGACUACAGGAGUUGUUGUUCUUGCUGCUGAGCUGCUGAGGGAGGCUGAGCAGCUUGUGGAGAAAAACAUACAUCCCCAGGUUAGGGUUUAG
Messenger RNA from Eimeria tenella, 393 nucleotides. RefSeq lists its product as uncharacterized. Gene Ontology annotation, molecular function: ATP-dependent protein folding chaperone; ATP binding; ATP hydrolysis activity. The record is from RefSeq and is a predicted model, not a curated record. Gene Ontology annotation, cellular component: chaperonin-containing T-complex. The transcript has 4 exons. NCBI's taxonomy places the organism in Eukaryota, Apicomplexa, Conoidasida, Eucoccidiorida, Eimeriidae. Gene Ontology annotation, biological process: protein folding. Bases 1 to 393 code for a protein of 130 amino acids.